This is a messenger RNA of Colletotrichum spaethianum, 1761 nucleotides long. RefSeq names its product phosphate-repressible phosphate permease pho-4. The transcript has 3 exons. The coding region runs from base 1 to 1761 and encodes 586 amino acids. NCBI's taxonomy places the organism in Eukaryota, Fungi, Ascomycota, Sordariomycetes, Glomerellales, Glomerellaceae. Gene Ontology annotation, biological process: phosphate ion transmembrane transport. Gene Ontology annotation, cellular component: membrane. The record is from RefSeq and is a predicted model, not a curated record.
AUGGCGGCUGUGCUACACCAAUAUGACUACAUCUUCGCCAUCACCACCAUCUUCUCCUUCCUCGAUGCCUGGAACAUUGACUACGCCCCAGGCGCCAACGAUGUCGCAAACUCUUUCGCGACGUCCGUCUCCUCCCGCUCCCUCACAAUGAAGCAGGCCAUGGCCAUUGCCGCCAUAGCCGAGUUCUCCGGCUCCGUCUCAGUCGGCUCCCGCGUCACCGACACCCUGCGCAACAAAAUCAUCGACCCGCACCUUUACGACGCGCAGCCGAGCGUCCUGCUGCUGGUCAUGAUGUGCGCCAUCUUUGGCUCCUCCGUGUUCCUCAGCAUCGCCACCCGCAACGGCCUGCCCGUCAGCACGACACACUCCAUCAUCGGCGGGCUGGUCGGCGCCGCGACGGCCUCGGUGGGGAUCCGGAAGGUGAGCUGGGGCUGGGACGGCGUGUCGCAGGUCUUUGCAGCGUGGGUCGUCGCGCCGGGGUUGUCUGGCGUCCUGGGGGCGGUGUUGUUCCUGGGGACCAAAAAAUUCGUGCUGACCAAGACGAACGCGGUGAGGAAUGCGUUUUAUACCAUUCCGUUUUACACCUUUCUCACCUUUGGCGCUUUGACGAUGCUCGUGGCGUGGAAAGGUGUUCAGCUCCAAGUCGAACCCACCACCACGCAAGUCCUCAUCGCCGUCUUCUCCGUCGCCAUGGGCGCCACGUUACUCCAGGCCUUUUUCCUCCUGCCGUACCUCUGGAGGAAGAUCGUCAACGAGGACUGGCAGCUGGAGUGGACUAUGAUGUGGAGGGGCCCCUGGCUGCUCAACCGGCCGCCGCCGCCUCCGCCCCCAGAGGGGGUCCAAAGGGUGAACAUCAAGGACUACUACCGCGGCCACCUGACCGCCGACGAGCUCGCCUACGUUCGCGCUUCUGAGGUCCUCCUCGAAUCGAUCCAGAGCAGCCACACGCCCUCGGACCUCUUCAAAGACGACACCCCCAUCGUCGCACCGCCGGCCCUGUCUUUCCCGGAAACUCCGGUGACGUCGACAAUCUGCGACUCCCGCCGCACCUCCGAGGACCUCAUCCCACCCCGCCCCGCGGGACCCUGGACCAGCCUUCCCGUCCUAGGCUGGCGCAUCAACCGCGUCCUGCUCCGCGGCCUCGAGCAGGAUGUCAUUACCCUCCAGAGGCGCAACGCCGUGCUGUCCUGGGACAUUGCCGACAUGCACGCCCGCGCGCCGCACUACGACAACCGCGCCGAGUACAUGUACAGCUCGCUGCAGAUCCUCACGGCGUCGGCGGCGAGCUUCAUCCACGGCGCAAACGACGUGUCCAACAGCAUCGGCCCGUUCGCGACCGCCUACGACAUCUGGCGCACGGGCAAGGUUGAGACGUACGUCGGCGUGCCCAUCUGGAUCCUGUGCUUCGGCGGCGGGGCCAUCGUGUUGGGACUACUGACGUACGGAUACCACGUCAUGCGGAACCUGGGGAACAGGCUGACGCUAAUCAGCCCGUCGCGGGGAUUCUGUAUGGAGCUCGCGAGCGCAAUCACAGUCAUGAUGGCCACCAAGCUGGCGCUACCGGUGUCGACGACGCAGUGCAUCGCUGGUGCGACGGUGGGUGUUGGGCUGGCGAACGGAGACUGGAGGUGCAUCAACCCGAGGCUUGUGGCGUGGAUUUAUUUCGGGUGGUUCAUCACCGUCCCGGUGACGGGACUGCUGUCCGGGUCUCUAAUGGCUCUCAUACUCAAUGCUCCCCAUUGGGAGAACAACGGCGCAUGA